AUUCUUAUAAAGGAAAACAUUUAAUUGGGGUGGUUCGCUUACAGUUCAAAGGUUCAGUCCAUUAUCAUCAUGGUGGGUGGGACAUGGCAGCAUGCAGGCAGACAUGGUGCUGGAGAAGGAGCAGAGUCCUAAAUCUUUCAGGCAACAGGAAGCGGUUUGAGUGUCACACUGAGCGUGGCUUGAGCAUAUAUGAGACCUCAAAUCCCACCUCCACAGUGACACACUUCCUCCGACAAGGCUACACUCACCGCAACAAGGCCACACCUCCUGAUAGUGCCACUCCCCUUGGUGGGUAUUUUCUUUCAAACUACCGCAAUCCACAUAGACAAAUCCAGAGUAUGUUUCUAUGGUGAUUUUAAAUCCAAUCAGUAAGACUAACCUUCCCAUCGAGGAAUACAUUUUUACACAGUGGACUUUCAUGCUGAGGCUUGCUGCCCAUGCAAGGCAGCACAGGUUACUAGGAGCCAGACAUGUGAAGGUCUGAGCCUGUUCAUGAAAGAGUAGAAACAGUGGCCUCAAUGCCCUAAGAGAGACUGCAGCCAGGCCUUGGUAAGAGUGAUUCUCUGUGGUCUUGUAGCAGGGACCCUGCUCUGAGCUCAACCUUCUUUGAGGCCAAAAUGGCUUCCCUCAUUCUGAGGUUAGCUCAGCAGUCAUCCCUUCUAGAGCAGCAUCCAACACACACACACACACACACACACACACACACACACACACACACACCCCACCACGACCACCACAACCACCACCACCAAAAGCUACACCCUCUGUAAGAGCGCUCCCCUUAGUUUUCUGUAAUUCUAGCAAAUACUUCAAGUAUUCAGUGGGAGCAUGACUUUUCAGAUAAAGGGAAAGAGUCUCACCUGGGCAAGCCUUGAAUAUUUCUGAAAGUGGCUGAUGUGAAUAAGUGUGAAGCGCUCAGUUUUUAUUUGGUUUAAUUAUGUACUUUAAUGUAUGCAUGUGUGACUUUUUGCUGCACACGAGUGGGCACCCAUAGUGUGGGUCGUUGUGCAUUCACAGAGGCCAGAAGAGGGCUUCAGCCCCCCUUCACCUGGAGUUACAGGCCACUGUGGAAUCCCAGGCUUGUUACCUGGGAUCUGAACUCCAAUACUUGUGCUUGCACAGCAGGUGUUUCUAACCACGGGGCCAUCUCUCCAGCCCAAUCACCACAGUUUCUUCUGUGACAUGAAAAUGGUAAUGUAAAAUGGCAACAAACCUUCAGGCCUAUAAUAAAUCAAUCUGCUCUAAACGCCUCCAGGAGAACCUGCUGUGCCAGAGGCUGGUCUGUCCCAGAGUGUGAGAUUUCCCUCUAGCUGGCUUCCAGGGGCUGCUGGUGCAGACACCACACUCUGGGAACCUGUUUCUGAGAUGUAAACAGAAGCCCAGUGUAAGUACAAGGUUAGGGUCCUAGUAAUGACCUCUAGGCAUUACCUCUAGGUAGGUAAAGCAUCCCUUUAGAGUCUCAAGGAACACUACCCCGCCCCAUUCUCCGCUCACUAAGCUCCCCAGCAGGACCUGCACUUCUAAGUCCAGGCACAGGGUGGCGCCCUAUGUCCACACUUAUCCACUCAGAUCGCCAGAGGUCCUGCAGAGAGAGGUGACCUUCAGUUUCACAGGAUGUUCAGGCUGUAGGUCCUCUCACACUUCUGAGCAUAAGGACAGGGACAGGGCCGUGCCACAUGCAUAAGUUGUGUGUUUGAAUGCUGACUUGAGCAGAAGGGCAGCUUGUCCACCAGUCACCCGAGAGACACUCAUGUUCAGCUUGUCCACCAGACACCCGAGAGAGACACUCAUGUUCAGUCUGUCCACCAGUCACCCGAGAGACACUCAUGUUCAGUCUGUCCACCAGUCACCCAGAGAGACACUCAUGUUCAGUCUGUCCACCAGACACCCGAGAGAGACAUACAUGUUCAGUCUGUCCACCAGUCACCCAGAGAGACACUCAUGUUCAGUCUGUCCACCAGUCACCCACGAGAGACACACAUGUUCAGGCCAAGCCAGGGUAGGCUGGCCUGUACUGAGACUUCUCAAUGGCUCUGUGUUCUUGGCAGCUCCUCGGGGCCCUGACCUCUAUCCUAUACUGCACUUGGCAAUGUUGUUUCCUUGAAGUAAAAGGCAGACCAAGGAGGGGCAACCACUGCCCUGCUGGAGUAGCAGGAUAGAGACCAUUUCAGGGGAGGAAUCAAGAGGGUUGGCUUGUGCCUGAAAAGUUCUGGAAGGUCAGAAAGUCUGGGGGAGUAUGGGAAGGGAGUGGAGGGGUAUAGCUGGUGUGGCCACCUGGGCUCUAGAGGGCCUGUGAACUCUCUGGACUAUAAUUCCUUGCAUUGCCCACCCAUUCCAACAAGCCCUCACUGAGGCCUCACCCACCAUGGCUAGGCUAAGAGAUGCUGGGAAGCUUGAAGCUAUGGAGGAUGGUAGGUCUUUCUACCCCAUAUCCUGUUUGAGGUGCUUUUGUAGUGUUGGGCAUCAAGGCCCGGACCUUCCACUUACUACUGUGUUAGUAAUGGGAAGAGGGUGGGUCACAUGGAAACACUCUGUCCCAUCUUUACAACUUUUCUGUAAGCCUAAAACUUCUCCUUAAAAAAUAAAGUAGCAGACAGAUCGGAAACAGGAGAGAUUCACUUGUCUCGACAUUGCUAACAGAACUUGGAGUCACUCUGAGAAGGAAGCAUGAUGCGGGUCUAGGGCAGUCUUGAGAGCUGAGGACAGUCCUGCCAAUGGCCAGCAGAAAAUGACCCAGGCCCCAAAGAGCAGAGAUGGGAACCUAUGCCAGAAGCCGGCCUGUGACAGGUUAGGGACAGGUCUUACUUGUAAGAGAAGAAAUAUCACUGGUAGUGCGAGCCUCUCAACAAUUUGUUCAGGUUCACAACCUUAUCCAUGACUGGACCCCAAGGCUAUAAUUAAAGGUUUAGGUGGAAGGGAUUAUUCCAGAGGAGGGAAGCAGCUCCCCCUACAAAGCCUGAGGCUGGAAUCUGGAGCUCAGUGAUGGUGAAAAUAAUAUUUAGGACACUUCCCUACCAAAGCCCUCCCUCUGACCUCCUUGGACUUGGCUCCUUGCUGAAGACUGGACUGGGGGAGCUUAAGGAGGAGUCCCAUGUACACAGCAAAUGUAGUUUCCAGGAAAAGAAUAAAAAUAAAGUUCCUAGUGAAACAGAUUCACAUUAUCGUCAUUUCUAAGCAAAUAAGGGCACAAUUGUUUCCAGCAAGGGUUGUGACCAUGGCCAACUCUAGGGGCGCAGACAAAAGCCAAGGAUGAGGCUGAAUGCUCAGUGAUCACGUCUCAUCUUGGGCUUGGGCUCAUACUAAUAUUGUCUGAAAGCAACCAAGGAACACACUGGGCUGUGGCCUUUAUCAGCUGUGACAAUACCCUGGACCUUCUGAUAACGUAACAUUUUCCCUGCAGGUGACUCAGCUUUGUAUCCCCAAAUCUCGCUCAGAGCCUGGUGGAUCUAGCUAUACACCAGAAACACCAUCUAUCCUUGCAUCUCCUUGCCCAACUGAUACCCACCUACUCACUCGUCCAUCCCCAUUGCUGACACUGGCUGAACAAGUCUGCUAAGCUAGAAACUGCUCUAGGUUCUGAAGUUCACAGAGAAAACAGACAUGACACUUUCACUUUAGUCCGAGGAACACACAGUGGAGCACGGUACACUUCAGAUGUCAUCUGAACAAAGCCUCAUGACUGAACAGAUACGUGAGACUAGAAGGGAAAGUGUCCAGUAAAGGGGACUAGUGUGUGUUGACAAUGUUGGGUACAUCACUCGGUCUUGGGGGCUGUGGAAGAGGUAGUGCAUGGAGCCUGGUGCAGAAUGUAGAGCAUAGGUCGUAAUGAUGACUGCUUUCCAAGAAUUGUCUGAGAUAAUGUAGAGAGAGGCCAAAGUAGAGAUGGUUUAGGUUAGAUCUUGGGAAGAUGGGGAGUUUAUCUCCCUGAGGUGUGGCACUAUGGGUGGGUUGGGAGCGGAACGUGAACCCCCCAGAGGGAAGAGGCUGCUGCUGGGGAAGGAACACUUGAGGGCCAGAGAACUUGGCCCUGAGGUGCAGAGAGCCAGCAGUGGUUAAUCCAUCCCAGAUCACAACCGAGAAGCUGGCAGUGCUAACACAGCCUUGUCCAGGGCCACAGGAGGUCUGAAAAGAUCAGAUGGAGACCUGAAGAGCUUGGAGCUAACCAGAGGUCAGGAAGAGGCUGAAGGAGAUUGGGAGGAAAAGCAGCAACCAAGCAAAUCAAGGCUGAGACCGUGCUGGAAACCUGGCCUUUGCAUUUGGCAAGUCAGGUGGGGGAGAGGAGGCAGCUGCUGCCUGGGGACAGAACAGACAAGCACAUGGGAGGGGGAGGGGGGUCUACACCGGGAAGAGGGCGACAGGGAGCAGGAUAACACAGCACUAGUGCACGUCUGGGCAGAAAUGAGCAGCAUACUAUCUGCAGACAGGCCAGGGUGCCGAGAGCUCACCCAGCCUGCUGCCUUGACUGCGGACAGACAUGGCUCCUGCCCACAGAUGGCACUCAGAAAGCGCCUGCUCUGUUGUACUUCUGCUCCUUUGCAGCACAGCUGUGAGGCCAUUCACCACGCAGAGGUAUAUGGCUCCCCGUAGGAACUCCCCAGCGGUGCCUCAACCUACAAUGAAUAGACUCAAGACAAUAGGGCUAUUGGUUCAGUGUACCACGUGGGAAUGGGAAGGCCAGUGGUUCACCCAGGAACAUGUCACAGAACGUCAAUGCAGGUUCUGUAUGUUACUGUUUGGCUGAUACCCCAAGAUUUUUUGUUGUAGCUUUGUUUUGAGACAGGGUUUCUCUUUGUAGCCCUAGUUGUCCUGGAACUCUCUCUGUAGACCAGGCUGGCCUCGAACUCACAGAGAUCCACCUGCCUCUGCCUCCCGAGUGCUGGGAUUAAAGGCAUGCACCACCACACCCAGCUGAUACGCCAAGAGUUAAAGUUUACUUUUAAAGUAUGCCACAUCUCUUGCAUUUUAAGCCUGACUUUCCUGGGCCUAUCCCAGUAAGGUCUUUUUUCUGCAAAGAAGUGAAUCUUGUUCAGAAGGGCCCAUGUCAUAUACCUACAUUUUGAGGGGCUCACAGCAGGAUCACGGGGCAGACUGGUUCUCUCCCAGCUACCAACAGGCACUCUUUCUGCCAAGUCUUGUGACAGGAGACAGCUGCAGUUCCCCAGCCCAGCUAUAAAAAGCCCUAACUGCCCAAGUGAGCAGAGGACGUGUAGCGGGCACCCAGGGUACCUCUUUGGGGCCAAGGAAGGAGCGCAACCUGAGAAUCAUGCCAAGGCUUCGCCCUGUCCUGCGGCUGCUCCAAGCUCCUGUGAAGUAUACAGUGGUUCCCAAAGCCCAUAUCUCUGCCAAGCCAGCCCAAACCCCCACUUCCGCUAUGGAGCAGGCUGUGGGGAUCAUGACCAUAUUCGUCGGCUUCAUGGUUCCUGCAGGAUGGGUCUUAUCUCACUUGGAGAGCUAUAAAAAAAGCUCCACAGCAUAAACUGGCACAGCCCUGAAAGAUUAAACUCUUCCAUCCACCUA
Messenger RNA from Peromyscus californicus insignis, 5517 nucleotides. RefSeq names its product cytochrome c oxidase subunit 8B, mitochondrial. Gene Ontology annotation, biological process: mitochondrial electron transport, cytochrome c to oxygen. The transcript is spliced from 2 exons. Gene Ontology annotation, cellular component: mitochondrion. The record is from RefSeq and is a predicted model, not a curated record. NCBI's taxonomy places the organism in Eukaryota, Metazoa, Chordata, Mammalia, Rodentia, Cricetidae. The coding region runs from base 5264 to 5476 and encodes 70 amino acids.